This is a messenger RNA of Gopherus evgoodei (Goodes thornscrub tortoise), 1523 nucleotides long. It is a transcript of the gene SPDYA, whose product is annotated as speedy/RINGO cell cycle regulator family member A. Lineage: Eukaryota; Metazoa; Chordata; Testudines; Testudinidae. The transcript is spliced from 6 exons. Gene Ontology annotation, molecular function: protein kinase binding. Gene Ontology annotation, biological process: positive regulation of cyclin-dependent protein serine/threonine kinase activity. Bases 574 to 1509 code for a protein of 311 amino acids. The record is from RefSeq and is a predicted model, not a curated record.
AGUUUAAUACAGAUGACCUACAGGGAAAAUAUUUAUCAUAAAACUUCAUAUAAUGUAGAGAGAAUCUUUGACUAUGGGCACUUUAAUGCCAACUAUUAUUUUAUUUUCACAGGAUGACCAUGCAAUCUGAGUGGUACAAAAAAGCAAAAAUAAAAUGUGCAUUAUAUUGCUCAUUAUAACACAUCAUGGCCCCAAUCAUGCGAAUACUUAUACCCGAGUAACUUUAUGCAUGUGAAUUGCCACACUGAGUUCAGUGGGACUACUCAUAUGUAAAGUUGUUUACAUUAGUGUUUGCAGGAUUGGGACUUAUGUUAGUACAAUACAACUGUUCUGUAUUUCAUCUUCCAUACAAACUAUACAUGAAAAUGCUUAAGCUAAAUAAUACAGUUACAGAGAGGGAGUCUGCAAAGCAGUUGUGUAUGAAUUUUUUGUUAUAUCUAUGGUUUCUCUUGACACCAAAAUGGAUAUAGAAAAAAGAUUUAUUGGUGCCUUUUAUUUUACAACUUAUCUAUAUAAUCAUCUCUAUUGUUAAUAUUGUCUUUUUUUAUUUUAACAGGAAUCUUCAAUACAAAAAUGAGACAUAAUCUGGUCUGUCAGACACCUCGCACUGUCACUGUUCAUAUAAAGUCAAGUGCAUCUAGAUCACACCAGCAAAAUAAAUCUAUUAGUCUAAAACGUCCUAUUUUUAAAGACAGUCAGGAAAAUUGUGAAAAAGAUGUGCACAGUAAUAAGUCUAAACGUCCAAAAGGUGCAUGUCUGGUUAUUCAGCGUCAGGAAAUGACUGCUUUCUUUAAACUAUUUGAUGAUGAUCUAAUUCAAGAUUUCCUGUGGAUGGACUGCUGCUGUAAAAUUGCAGAUAAGUAUCUUUUGGCAAUGACUUUUGUUUAUUUCAAGAGGGCUAGCUUCAGUAUAAAUGAGCACACCAGACUUAAUUUCUUUGUUGCUCUGUAUCUUGCAAAUACAGUUGAAGAAGAUGAUGAAGAGUCAAAGUAUGAAAUUUUUCCAUGGGCAUUGGGAAAAACCUGGCGGAAGCUUUUCCCUAACUUCUUAAAGUUAAGAGACCAGCUCUGGGGUAGAAUUGACUACAGGGCUAUUGUAAGCAGACGUUGCUGUGAAGAGGUAAUGGCUAUUGCUCCAUCACAUUACAUAUGGCAGCGAGAACGUUCCAUGCAUCACAGUGGGGCUGUCAGAAAUUACAGCAAAGAUGAAGUGCAGCUGCCCCGUGGACCAAGUGCCACACCAGCAGAUUGUUCGCUUUGUGGUAAGAAAGGAAGAUUUGUAGGACUGGGAUUAUCAUCCUCAUCUUCUUCAUCCACUGGGACUUUGGAGAUCAUGGAGCAACAUGUAUCUCAGGAAUUGAAGGACACUUUCCCAGUUGAAAAAAUGCUAGUUGAUCCUUCUCCUUGCUGUUAUUCCCAAGAUUGCAACAGUCUAUUCACCAAAGAGAGAAAGAUUAGCUGCAUGAAUCAGGACAAAUCCAUGGACUGGUUUACAGGAAAUGAAGAAUGAAAUGUUUGACCAGA